Messenger RNA from Neofelis nebulosa (Clouded leopard), 2801 nucleotides. RefSeq names its product transmembrane protein 91 (gene TMEM91). The record is from RefSeq and is a predicted model, not a curated record. The transcript is spliced from 6 exons. Gene Ontology annotation, cellular component: membrane; intracellular membrane-bounded organelle. NCBI's taxonomy places the organism in Eukaryota, Metazoa, Chordata, Mammalia, Carnivora, Felidae. Bases 471 to 1103 code for a protein of 210 amino acids.
CACCCGCCCUGCGGGUCGCUAAUUGGCCCUAGCAGUCUUCGGGGCGGGGCUAAUAUGUGAUGGACGUUUUCUCUCCCCCUCUCCAUUUUGGGAAAAGCGUCUCUCCGCACACUCAAGGUUCCGCCAUUUGGGGCGUGGUCGGGCAGCUGCCAUCUUGAGUGUGGCUGAGGAAAUUUGCGCGCCAACUGUUUCUGCCAGAAAAUCUGGUUCUUGAAGGCUGGAGUCUGCCAGCAACUGGUCAUGUGCCCCUGCAGGUCUCCAGGUCUGUUAUCGCAUCUGUGUAAUGGGUAUAUAAAGGACCGAGUCCGACGCACCGACAUACUCUGAUUUCGUGAGCAGUGUGCCUUCACCCUCUAAGUCCACUUGAACCCUAGUCCCUAUGCCUCUAGGCCAGACCAGGAGUCCAAAGGAAAUUCAUUUUUCGACUUUUCCCAAAAUGAGGCUACACAAAUGUGGCGAAUAACACUGCUAUGAAGCAUUACAAAUACUUCUUCAAGACCCUGCUUUCAGUUCUUCGGGGGUACGUACACAGGAGUAGAAAUGCUGGCUCCUCUGAAAACCCUUCCCAGAGCCUCUCCCCAGUCAUGGACAGCCCCAGUCUUCGAGAGCUCCAACAGCCUCUGCUGGCAGGUGUGGGCUGUGGGCCCCCCAUCCAGAAGCCUGGUGAGCCCCAGCUGGGGCCUCCCUUUGGAGAGACAGCCUUUGCAGAGUCCCUGAAGGGUUGGCAGCUCCUCCCACCACCUCUUCCCACUGUGAGCGCUGGCCUUGGGGAGCCAGGGCCCCCUGACCUUGAGGAUGCAUCAUCCAGUGACAGCGAUUCGGACUGGGAUGGGGGCAGCCUUCUCUCCCCGCUCCUACCCCACGAUCACCUUGGCUUGGCCGUCUUCUCCAUGCUCUGCUGUUUCUGGCCUGUGGGCAUCGCUGCCUUCUACCUGGCCCAGAAGACCAACAAGGCUUGGGCCAAGGGGGACGUCCAGGGGGCAGGGGCUGCCUCCCGCCGCGCUUUCCUGCUGGGGGUCCUCGCCGUCGGGCUGGGCGUGUGCACAUAUGCGGCCGCCCUGGUGACCCUGGCCGCCUACCUGGCCUCCCGAGAGCCGCCCUAGUUGCCCGCGCGGCCCUCACUGUGAAUCAGGGGCCGGCACCAGGCGCGUCGGCGGGCAACGUGGAGAAUCCGGGUGGAUGAGGCGGCGGCAGCAGCAGCGGCCACCGCCUCCUUCCUGGCCGCCGCAACGAGAUUAAACUCCAGACACUCUCGCAGCCAAACCUGUGUCUGUGUGUGUAUGUGUGCGGGGGUGCGGAGACCAGGAAGGGGCAGGCUGUCCCCAGGGUGCUCCGCGACAACUCGGAGCUGGAGAAGGGGAAACCAGAGGGGCAGAGUGUUCUCUUCACAGCGCGGUGGUCCGCAGAGCAUUAGAGAGCAGGGCUCCAAGUGCUUAUUCCUCAGCUGUGUAACCUUGACCCAUGUGACCUCUCUGAGCCUCACAUCUUCCCGUCUGCAAAAUGGGGCUUUCUCCACACCUGGGAGCUAUGAAUGGGCCAUCCACGAAAAGGGCAGUAUCCCUCAGCUCUUUGCACAGCAAGCGGCUGAAACUCAGCUCAGACUGCUUUAAGCAUCAAAAGGCAAGGAAGCUGAAGCAGAACUGGACUCAGGGGCCGAAAUGAAACGAAGGCUCUGGUCUCUCAGCCUCCUGGCCCUCCUUUUCUGUUGGCUUCAUUCUGUGCAGGCUUCUGGAGAAGCGUGGUCCCAGGAACUCAGGUACCCCAGAGGUCCUCCUCCCUGGGGAUCCCUCACAGGGUGGCCCUGGGUGAGAGGCAGCCCCAUGGGAAUCACACAGCCAGAGACCCAGAGAGCUACAGCUUUGAGGCACUGGCCCCCUGGCCCCCACCAAACAGGCGCUGCUGGGGGCACAAAGUGCUCCCUAACAGGGUCUGAUAGAUCACCAAGUAAUAGCAUGACAGGCAAUUUACAGCUUAGUUUUCUCACUCCUGUUUAAUGCCACUCUGGAUCUUCCUAGAACACUUUCCCAUUUGGCGUUCUCUGGAGUCUCACAGGGCAGAAUUUCAAGCUCAAUCAAGACUUUGAUGCUUCCCCUUCUUGGUUACUGGGGACGAAAAUGACACCAGCUCCAAGGGGCAAUUGUGGGAACCGGGUGAGCUAGUUCAAGCAUGUGAAACAUGUGGCUGAGGGCCCGCCAGACAUAUAAUUUUCACUGUAAACCCCCAAAUGUCAGCACCCCAUAGAAUCUGGCGACCAUGUGGCCCAGCUGUGGGAGAGUUACUCCUUGUGGGAUGCGCUCAUGUUCUUGGCUCCCACCCACUAAAUAUGGGGGUGGGGGACACAGCAGUCAAAUGGCUGCUAAAACCUCCCUUCCCCGUAUUUCCAUACACCUGACCGACGGGCCUCAGCUGCUUCUGCUUACAGAUGGGGAACUGUGGCCUGGAGCGUGCUGGGGUCUCCUGGGCUUGUCUGAAUGGUGAAGGGCUCUGGGGCUGGACUCUGAGUAGAAGCCCCCUGCUCCAUCAUUAGCUAGCUGAUGACAUCUGGCAGCUAACUGGCUUCUGAGCUGGUUUCUUCUUGUAAGGCAAGGAUGCCAAGACCCACGAGGCCCUCCCACUGUGCAUGUUCCCUCCCUGACCCAUCUCCUCCCUCCCCGGUCCCUACUUGUCCUGCUCCAGCACACCAGCGCCACCCUGAACCUGAUCCUCCCUCUUCCACAGGCCUCCUCCUGGGCUUCCCUCGGAAGUCUCCCAUACUCCAUCAAGAUGUCCCUGACUGAUGUAUUAAAUUUGGCCUCUCCCAA